GUGGACGGGCAGUAACAGCGUCCACUGCCAGGGUCCAGCCUGUUCCGUUAAUUGCCCCCGCCCCUGUCUGGACCGGCCUUAAAAAGCUCCAACUUGCAACCAAAUCCCCAUUCAGAGCUUGCAGAAAGGACCACGAUGGGCUUGGGUGACUACAGCCACUGCAGACAGCGGAUGUUCCGCGGACUCUACGGAGUCUCUGGCAGGGCUACGCUGUGGUCCCCAGCCUUUCACCCGAUGCAGCGCAUCCCUUGUGGCACCUGGCGCGUCGAGGCGCCGGAGCAGGUCCGGGCGUCCAGCCUGGUGCUGGAGCACCUCCGGAGGCAGCUGGAGCGCGCCUUCCAGCGGGCAGCGGCACGCGGACGCGCUAGGCGCGCGCGGGAGGCGGUGGCGGCGGUGGCGGCGGCCGCGGCGGCAGCGCGGGAGGAGCGGAGCCGUGCGCGCAUGGAGUGCGCCCUGGCCCGGCUGCGCGCAGAGCUGCUGGAAUUGCGUUUCCAGAACCAUCAGCUGGCCCAAACGUUACUGGAUUUAAACAUGAAAAUGCAGCAGCUGAAGAAGCAGCAGGACAUGGAUCGCGCGUGCAGAUCCCAGAGCCCGCAGGAGGAGGAGGCGGCAGCAGCGGCGGAUCCCGAGUGCGGAAACGCAUAG
This is a messenger RNA of Acomys russatus (golden spiny mouse), 645 nucleotides long. It is a transcript of the gene Aard, whose product is annotated as alanine and arginine rich domain containing protein. NCBI's taxonomy places the organism in Eukaryota, Metazoa, Chordata, Mammalia, Rodentia, Muridae. Bases 136 to 645 code for a protein of 169 amino acids. The record is from RefSeq and is a predicted model, not a curated record. The transcript is spliced from 2 exons.